AUGCUGAGUGGAGAAGCUGAGGACUGGUGGAGAUUUGCUAGUCAAACUCUACUACAAGAAGAUGGUUAUAUUCCUUGGGAGACAUUUAAGGCAACUUUUCCGGGAAAUUACUUCCCUAGAGAUUUAAAGAAACAGAAGGCUAGGGAGCUCCUUGAGUUGAAACAAGGAAACAUGUCUAUAGGUGAAUAUGCUGCUAAAUUUCAUGAAUUGAUGAAAUACUGGCCUCACUAUCAACAUAAUGAUGGAGAGGAAGAUCUAUGUGCUCAAUUUGAACAUGGGCUUAGGCCAGAUAUUCAAGCUGCUGUUAGUGUAUUCCAGCUGACAGAUUUACCCACUCUAGUGAGUAAAUGCAGAAUAUUUGAAGCCAAUACUAAGGGUAAGACGGUGGAUACCAGAAUCGGUAGUCUUGUGAGGCAAGACCGAAGGCCUCCAAGAUUUUCUAGAGGACCUUACUCUAGUCCAAAUCAGUCUCAAGUGAAGUGA
Messenger RNA from Abrus precatorius (Indian licorice), 483 nucleotides. RefSeq lists its product as uncharacterized. NCBI's taxonomy places the organism in Eukaryota, Viridiplantae, Streptophyta, Magnoliopsida, Fabales, Fabaceae. The transcript has a single exon. The coding region runs from base 1 to 483 and encodes 160 amino acids. The record is from RefSeq and is a predicted model, not a curated record.